GAGUCGCGAGCGACCUCACUCUCCUAAUUUACGACCGCCACCGGCGCUUGGGUUCCGUGACGGUGUGCGCUGCGCUCUGAUUGGUCCAUCGGACUCUCAGCGGCGCCUCAAAGGCACGAAGAAGUCACAACUACCGAAGCAGUCGGAGAGGAAGCGCAGACUCACCCAGUUCAUUCCCCGACAGCACACACGGACACACACACACACACACACAUACUGCGAGAAACGAAGAUAUCACAGCACAGACCAUGGCUGCUACACUGCUGGGGGAGGAGCCCCGGAUGGGCAGCACGCCGCUGGCGAUGUUGGCCGCCACCUGCAGCAGAAUCGGUGAGUCCAGCCCCUCGUGCUCCUCUGCACUGUCCGACGGUGUUCCGGGAUACGUGAAGGGCUUUUACCCGUGGAAACGAGGCGCCCCGGGUUCCGGCAACCCCGGCGCUUGCUUCGCCCCUCUCGGGGUUCCCUCCAGGAGUAACGGGACGGCCUUUACAGACACCUCUAGCGCGUUCUCAGUGACCACCGCCAACUCGCCUUUUGGAAAUGACAUUUCGAUGUACCAGACCUCCGUGCCGUCAGAAAACAGUGGUCCCGACCCUUCGCACUCACAGCGGUCUGUGUUCCUCACCAAAUUCCCCUCCUCGGUGGAAAGCAUAGCUGGGAUUUAUCCGAGGAUGCAUCCCUACGACUCGUGGUUCAAGCCGGUGGGGGAUGUCGGCAACGGCUCUGCCGCUUGGUGGGACAUGGGCACCAACUGGGUGGACCCCCAGAGUCCGUCCGGGUUACCCUCCCCUCUGAGCGGCUACAGCUCUGACUACAGCUCCGCCUUCGGCCCCGGGGCCUCUCAGCACCUGCACCCCGCCUCCCAGCACCUGUUUGAUGGCUUCAGGCCACCUGUCCAUGCCUCCUAUACAGAGUCUGCGACGACGACGACGGGGGGCCCUGCGCUGACGGGACCCCCCGCCGUUUCUGUGCCGGCAUCUUCCCGCUCCUCCUCGCGGCGCUACUCCGGCAGAGCCACGUGCGACUGUCCGAACUGCCAGGAGGCGGAGAGCCUCGGCCAGGGGGGCACGAGUCCGCGGCGCAGGGGCUUGCACAGCUGCCACAUCCCGGGAUGCGGUAAGGUCUACGGCAAGACCUCUCACCUGAAGGCCCACCUGCGCUGGCACACCGGGGAGAGGCCGUUCGUCUGCAAUUGGCUCUUCUGCGGGAAACGCUUCACGCGCUCCGACGAGCUCCAGCGGCAUUUACGCACGCACACCGGGGAGAAGCGGUUCGAGUGCGCCAUUUGCCACAAACGGUUCAUGCGCUCCGACCACCUCAACAAGCACGCGAGGACCCACAGUGCGGACGGUUCGGAGGAUGGCGCCGAACCGGGUCUCGGUAAAGGCAGCAGCGACACGGACAAUAGCCUCGCGGGGAGCCCGAGCCACUCUCCCGGGGUGGAGGUGCGUCAGACUCUCCAAACCAGCGAGGCACAGCGGGCGGUGAAAUAAUGCACAAAGCAACACGUGGGCAUUCGAUGAACCUGUAUGAGCCAGUGUGUGUAUUUUUGGACAGUCAAAUAUUGAAAUGGCACUUUAUGAUGAACUUAAACUGUGGAUGAACUUUGUGUUCUUACCUCAUCUUAUUUGUAGCCUUCUUGAAAAAUAAAUUUGUACUCUACGGCUUAUCAGACUUGUGUUAUUUAAAUACAGGGGUUUUUUGUUAAGAAAAGAAGCGUGAGGCCUAUUUGGAUUAUUUCUAAAUCGCGUAGUUCAUUAUUUGUUCGUUCAUUUCAGUCUCAGGUUAUGCUAUAUCGUUUAUGGAUGUUUUUAAUGAUGCUUGGUUAAAAUACUAAAUUGUUGAAGUCAUGAAUAUGAUUUAUAACUAAAUAAAAAAACA
Molecule: messenger RNA, 1881 nt
Organism: Pungitius pungitius (ninespine stickleback)
Lineage: Eukaryota; Metazoa; Chordata; Actinopteri; Perciformes; Gasterosteidae
Gene: sp8a
Product: sp8 transcription factor a
Exons: 2
Coding region: 249-1493 (414 amino acids)
Biological process (GO): regulation of transcription by RNA polymerase II
Molecular function (GO): DNA-binding transcription factor activity, RNA polymerase II-specific; RNA polymerase II cis-regulatory region sequence-specific DNA binding
Source: RefSeq, a predicted model, not a curated record